This is a messenger RNA of Centruroides sculpturatus (bark scorpion), 2382 nucleotides long. RefSeq lists its product as uncharacterized. NCBI's taxonomy places the organism in Eukaryota, Metazoa, Arthropoda, Arachnida, Scorpiones, Buthidae. The record is from RefSeq and is a predicted model, not a curated record. The transcript has 3 exons. Bases 34 to 2337 code for a protein of 767 amino acids.
GUGAGAGCUAUUUGACUUUUUUCCACUUUGAUCAUGACAAAGGCGAGUCAAAUUGAUAAUUCUCUCUUCCGUAAAGAAAACAAUAAAAACAACUUUCUCAAACGAUUCUGGUCCAGAUUAACAAAACGUCAAUGGCAGAAAAAAGAAUUAGAAAGUGAAAUGUGUGCUAAUACUCAAGAGUUUGAUAAAGUUCAGCAAGAAAUCAGUAUUUUAAAUCUGACAAGUGUUUUAAACAGUGAUUGUACGAAAACAGAUGAUAUAUUUAAAUCUCCAAUUGACAAAUUAGCAGAUAUUCUGUUGUCAAACAUUACAGAUAAAUUGCUCAACAUACAGAGAAAUACUACAAUUCAACAGGAGAUAGAAAAUGUGAUUAAAAGUAUCUUAGUUAACCACUUAAUUAAUGACCAAAUAUGUACAGAAAGCAGCAGACAAAAUGAAAAAGAAGGUGUAAACAAUAUUAUUGAUUUGAAACAUGGGAUUGACAUCAAGGAAAAACCUACCAAUUCACAAAAUUUUCUAACUACAGAAGAACAGACAAUAGAUACAAUCAGCAAGAAGAGAUUAAAUGAAGAUGGCAUAGAAGAAAGCAAUACUGAAGUCACGAGAUCUUUUCUGAUUAAUAUUAAAAAACCCGAUAUUGUGAUCCAAGUUGCAAAGGAAAACAGAAAUUCUGACAGUGAAUCUGAAAAAGAAUGGUCAGAAGAAACAACUGAAUCUGACAAAACAGAAAGUGAAUCUGAAGAAUCAGAAACAGGAUCAGAAGAAUCUGAAACAGGAUCUGAAGAAACUGAAACAGAAUCUGAUGAAUCAGAUUACACAUCUAAAGACACAUACGAAAGCAAAGAGAGUUCUGAAGGAACUUCAACUGUGGAAGAAACACAGAGUUUUUUAUAUGAACCUGACUAUUUUAAAGAGAAAAAAUAUUCAACUGAAUAUCAAAAACAAUAUGAUAUAAAAGAUAAAAUGUUAAGUAAAAGCAAGGAAGAUGAAACUAUACCAUCAGUUAGUCCAUUUAUUACAGGCAAAAGGUUAACUAUACCUGAUUUAGAUCUUACUAAACAGACAGAAGAAGAAGAAAAUAAAGAAACAACAAUGGCAUUAGCUUGUUCGUAUGGGUUGUUACCAGCUAUUUAUUAUUCCAACAACCAAAUUCAAAAUGAUAUUGAAGACGAAGAGUUUCAGAAAACAGUAGCUGAGAAAUUAAAAUCAGAAUCUCCUAAACUAGUAGAAUCAGUUUUUGUUGAUGAAAGAGAAAUUUUUAAAUACCAAUCCACUCCAGCAAUAUUAAAAAUGGGAAGCAGUACAGAAAGAAGUGAAUCAGAUAUCUCAGAGUGUUUUGAUAAAAUAAGUAAGAUGGCCAUAUUUGAGUCAAAAGAAGAUGAUUUUGAACAAUUUACAGAAGAACCACUAAAAAUGCAAAAUGUUUUAGAAGAAAGAAAAGAUUUGAUUACAGAACUGGUUUGGAAUUUACCAAGAACAGAAAAUUUGACAAUUUUAUCUUAUCUGGUUCCUCCUUAUGUCACUUAUCACAAAACAAUGCAUAAUAUUCAGAAAUGUAUUUUAUGUGAGACAAGUGAUAUUAAAAUUGAUGAUGGUGAGAAUGUUGAAGAUGAUGUUCAGAUUGUUGAAGAUGAUGUUGAGAUUGAUAAAGAUGAUGUUAAGAUUGAUAAAGGAAGCUCAAUUCCUACUUAUAAUACAGAUACUUCAAAUGCAGAAAUGAUGGUAACAACAGAUGAAAUACCUUUUCCAGCCACAGAAACUCCUUCAAUACCAUCAGUAGUUACAAGUUCCUUUCACGUGCCAAUCCACGAAAGUAAGAAAUUAUCCGAAGAGGUUCUCAAAAUAAGUGUUGAACAUACUGACACAGAUUUUCAAGUACCAACCAAAUUACAUGAAUCUCAAGAAGCCACAAUAGAUGGAAUUACUAUUACUUUGAAGCCUGUAAAAAAAGUGGAAGAAUUUAAAAAAACAGAAGAAAAAGUGUUAUUAAAUAAUACAAACGAUAUAAAAGAUGGGGUUAUUUAUAUAAAACAAAACCAACUAAUUUGUAAAAGAGGAAGAUUUAAAAUAUAUAAAAGAUUACCUGAAAAUAUAACUUCUAAGUAUAUUUCCCAUAGAACUUGUGAUAAAGAAUUUUUUAAAUAUCAUCAGAAAACAAUUCAAAGUUACAGAGAAGUCCGUGAUCUCGAAGAAUCACUGUCCAAAUGUAUUUUGAAAGAAUCUUACAAAAAAUUAAGACAAGUUAGUUCAAGAGAUGAAAAAUUUAACAAAUCAGCAAAAUACGAAGCAUCAUUAACAAAAAUUCUAAAAUUUAGUAAAGAAAGUAUGAAACAUUAAAAUAACUCAAAUAGCAAAAUGAUGCUGGAGACCGAACAAACUCAA